AUGGGGUCGCUGCCAGCUGUUCGCGUGACUCAAUCAUACACCUUUGAAAAUGUUGGCAUCGACUUCCCUGGGCCGUUCUAUCUGCAACGACCUAGUCCCCGCUCUUCACUGAAAAGCUACGUGGCCGUCUUUGCAUGCAUGGCCACAAAGGCAUCAUAUCUCGAGCUUGUCUGCGAGCUCAUGGCAGCUUCAUAUGGAUGCUUCAUAGCGAGGCACGGUCGUCCGCAACACAUCUAUUGUGAUAACGCCACGAAUUUUGUGGGCGCCGGACGAGAAAUACGCAACCUAUUUCGCUCUCAGCAGCAUCGUCACUCAGUGUCCAACGAGACUUCCUCCCAGUCGAUACAAUUCCACUUUAUACCGGCCAAAUCUCCCAACUUUGGUGGUCUGUGGGAGGCUUGCGUAAAGUCAAUGAAGCAUCAUCUUCGUCGAGUCAUCGGAAGCGCAAACUUGCCACGUGACGCUUUUUGUACCGUUCUCGCUCAGGUGGAAGCAUGCCUGAAUUCACGGCCCAUCACUCCACUGUCCAGUGACCCAAACGACUUGCAAGCCCUAACGCCUGGGCAUUUCCUAAUAGGGCGGGCCUUGAAUGUCCUCCUGAAUCCCAACUACACCGUUAUUCCUGAAAAUCGACUUCGUCUUUGGAAACGUGUUCAACGCCACACUCAACAAUUCGGGACAAGGUGGCACCAAGAGUAUCUCACAAUCCUUUAUCAACGAUACAAGUGGUCGACUGUUAACCGCAAAUCAACUGUCGGGGCUAUGGUCAUAAUCCAGGAAGAAACCCUUCCAGUCCUUAAAUCGUCGCUGGGGCGAGUGGUUGAUAUUCAUGCAGGCGCAGAUCAAAUGGUGCGUGUAGCCACGGUGAAGUUGCCAUCCGGAAUUCUUACAAAGGGCUCCAUUUCAAGGCUGUGUAUCUUACCAGUCGAGAUAGAUCCAGCGAUUCUUCAAGGUUCAAGUCGAAGUCCCUGGGCUGGUACCUCGACACAUUCCACAGGGUCAUCUGGCGAUCCUGGUGCCCUCAGUGCCCCUGCUGGUGCAGCUGGCCCAACCCACGAAGACGUUCCAAGUGAAGUUCAAGGUGGCCGGUGUGUUAAAUAG
This is a messenger RNA of Armigeres subalbatus, 1101 nucleotides long. RefSeq lists its product as uncharacterized. Lineage: Eukaryota; Metazoa; Arthropoda; Insecta; Diptera; Culicidae. The transcript has a single exon. Gene Ontology annotation, molecular function: nucleic acid binding. The record is from RefSeq and is a predicted model, not a curated record. Bases 1 to 1101 code for a protein of 366 amino acids.